This is a messenger RNA of Candidozyma auris, 2019 nucleotides long. RefSeq names its product exosome nuclease subunit RRP6 (gene RRP6). The record is from RefSeq and is a predicted model, not a curated record. Gene Ontology annotation, cellular component: nucleolus; nuclear exosome (RNase complex). Gene Ontology annotation, biological process: nuclear polyadenylation-dependent snRNA catabolic process; exonucleolytic trimming to generate mature 3'-end of 5.8S rRNA from tricistronic rRNA transcript (SSU-rRNA, 5.8S rRNA, LSU-rRNA); poly(A)-dependent snoRNA 3'-end processing. Gene Ontology annotation, molecular function: nucleotide binding; 3'-5'-RNA exonuclease activity; nucleic acid binding. Bases 1 to 2019 code for a protein of 672 amino acids. NCBI's taxonomy places the organism in Eukaryota, Fungi, Ascomycota, Pichiomycetes, Serinales, Metschnikowiaceae. The transcript has a single exon.
AUGAAAGAGACCGACGAGCUAAAAUUGAUUAUACCUAAGGUAAUGGACUCUGUCCGAUACUCAAUAGCAGCGUCUUCUCAAGACAUCGGCUUCUUCAAAACCAUGGACUCCCACAUUGAUGUUGUAACAUCAAAAUCAGCCGAGAUGCUCCUAGACUUGAUAGAGCGUUUAACUCACAGGGAGUUCGACAAAAAGAACGGCACAGGAACCUAUCAUACAUCCUUUCUGUGGGAGAAAAUUGAGAACUUCUUGGACUCCAUUCUUGAAAACAUCGAUAUUGCUGCAGAAAGACAUGUUCUGAAGGUAGCGACCUGCUCGUCGGCACCUCGUAACCAUUUGGAGUUCAAAAAACCACAAGAGAGUUUUACUGAUAAAAUUGACAAUUCGGAUGACCAUCCAUUCGUUCCAAAGCUAACGAGAAAACCCCACUUUCUCCAGCCGUUCGCCUCCCUGGUGACCCCCGAUCACUUGGGACUGUACUCUCAACCCUACGAAUACGAAAUAAUGAAGCAGCCAUACCCGGAAAGUAUUUUUAUUAGUCGCACUCCAAUUCAACCCGUUGACUGGGACUCGCGUCCAGCUAUCAGUGUAAACACGACGACCGGGUUGAGAAAAAUGGUGGACGCUCUUAGGUCUUCACAAGAGAUAGCGGUCGACUUGGAGCAUCAUGAUUUGAGAUCCUAUUAUGGUAUUACAUGCCUCAUGCAAAUAUCUAGUAGAUCACAAGAUUGGUUGUUAGAUGUUUUAGCUUUGAGGGCUGAUUUAGAGAUAUUGAAUGAAAUAUUCACGAAUCCAAAAAUCGUGAAAGUAUUCCAUGGUGCAUUCAUGGACAUAAUUUGGCUUCAGAGAGAUUUUGGUCUUUACAUUGUAUCUUUAUUUGACACGUACCACGCGUCUACAGCUUUAGGCUUUCCCAAGCGUUCUCUCGCAUACUUAUUGGAUAGGUUUGUCGGAUUCAAGGCAUCUAAGAAGUUUCAAUUAGCGGAUUGGAGAGUGAGACCAUUACCGAAAGCGAUGGAGCACUAUGCCCGAGCUGAUACACAUUACUUGCUUUACAUCUUUGACCAUUUAAGAAAUUCAUUGCUAGAGGAAGGAAAUCAGAAACUACAAGAGGUUCUCUUCUUAUCAAGGAAGGUUGCGCUGCGAAAGUUUGAGUACGCAAAAUUUCGUAGGGAAAGUGGUGAAUUCUCUGACGAGGCUACAGCAAUUAUGAGGAACUACAAUGUACCAGAAAAAUUCAAAAACCGCUUAAAGUCGGUUAUUGAUUGGAGAGAUCAAAAAGCAAGAGAAUUGGAUGAAUCCACAAGAUACAUCAUGAAUAACAGUAUUUUAUUGAAAAUUGCUGUCGGAGGUGUGGACCCGAAGUUAUUGCAGCAGGAGAUCCACCUUGAUGGAAAUGAUUUAAACUCAUUAUCUGCCCUACUCAAGGCCACAUCGGUUCUCAGUCAAGACUCACACAGUAUUGUCGAAGAUGAGGCAUCUCGCACUCAAAGCACGUCGAACUCUAUUACACAAAGAAUGUCCGCUCAAUCAGUUUUAUUAACUCCAGGCCACGAUCUUCUUUUACAUGAAUCGUCCUUAUUAUCUAGGGAGGUGGCAAAAAAAGAGAAAGUCUUCGAUAGACAAAUCUAUCAUAGAGGUAGUGUAAGUUUCCAUUUACCCUUUAUGGAAAUUACCUUCCAAGAAAAACGCAGUGAAACACCAUCUGAACAUGGUGAGAAUGAUUCAAAAAUUGAACAAGAAACGAAAGAUGAUCGCAACCCGGCUGAAACAGACAUCCGAUAUACUAACUUGCGUGGUGAAGUGCUACAUGGGCUGCUGAAGGUAAUGAGAGAUCAUUCGAAGUCGGAGAAUGGCAAUGAAGCAUUAGACUAUGAGAAGGCAAUUAAGGAGAUGCAAACCACGCGAACCAAGAAAAGGGAAACGUCAAACUUACAAUCAAAGCGUGAAAACACCGACAAUCGACGUGAUUUUAAAAAAAGGCGAGUUUUCAAGGGUAGAUCGAGGGCAUUUCAUUAA